GGAACGCUGCCCAGCCAGCAGACGAAGAGGUGCUUUAACCACGUGGCCGCUCACUCAGCGUCAAACCGGAAGUACAAUACCAAGAUGUCCGCGCCCGGAGAACACGCGCCUGGUGAAGAAGAGGAGGAGAUGGACGAAGCGGGCAGCGAUGGAGGAGAAGAAAUGGAAGAAGAAGGGGAUGGGGAAGAAAAGAAGAUAUAUGUGCCCGGGAUAGAGCCGCUUCAGGCCGGGGAGGAGCUGGAAAUGGACCGCUCCGCGUACCGCAUGUACCACGAGUGUCAAACAGGUUCUCCAUGUUUGAGCUUCGAUGUGGUGAAGGAUGGAGACGGGGAAGGAAGGGGGCAGUUUCCUCUGUCCAUGCUGCUGUGCGCGGGCACGCAGGCCGACACCGCUCAGAAGAACAGGCUUUUGGUCAUGCGCAUGCACAACCUUCACGGAACGGAGAAGGAAAACGAAGAGGAGGAGAGCAGCGACGAGGAAAGUGAUGAGGAGGAAGAUGAGAACAAGAAGCCACAGAUGGAACUGGCCAUGACGCCGCACUAUGGAGGAAUUAACCGAGUUAGAGUUACUCAGUGUGGGCAGCAGUCCCUCGCUGCCGUGUGGUCAGAGAAAGGACAGGUGGAAAUAUUUGACCUCCGACCUCAGCUGGAAGCCAUCCACAGCUCAGCUGCUAUGUCUGCUUUUAUCCAGCAGCAGAAAGAACCCAAACCUCUCUUUAGUUUCUCUGGACACAUGAGUGAAGGCUUCGCAGUUGAUUGGUCCCCCAAAGUACCCGGUCGUCUCGUCAGCGGGGAUUGCAAAAAGAACAUCCACGUGUGGGAACCACGAGAAGGAGGCUCUGCAUGGCAGAUUGACCAAAGGCCUUUCAGCUCUCACAGCAAGUCUGUGGAGGACCUGCAGUGGUCGCCCACUGAAGCCACAGUUUUUGCGUCAUGCUCUGUGGACCAGUCUAUUCGUAUUUGGGAUAUUCGCGCCCCGCCCAAUUCAAUGCUUUCAGUGGACGAAGCUCACGCAUCUGACGUCAACGUGAUCAGCUGGAAUAGGAGCGAACCAUUCCUCCUGUCAGGCGGGGAUGAUGGGCUUCUAAAAGUCUGGGACCUGCGACAAUUUAAGACCGGUCGUCCGGUGGCGAACUUCAAGCAGCACAGCGCCCCCAUCACCUCAGUGGAGUGGAGCCCCGCAGACUCCAGCGUGUUCGCCGCCUCCGGAGCGGACGACGUGGUCAGCCAGUGGGACCUGUCGGUGGAGUCGAGCGACGUGGGCGCCCGGGUGGAGGGGCUGAAGGAUCUUCCCCCGCAGCUCCUGUUCCUGCACCAGGGUCAGUCCGAGAUCAAGGAGAUCCACUGGCAUCCGCAAAUCCCCGGCGUCAUGAUCUCCACGGCCCUGUCAGGGUUCAACGUGUUCAGGACGAUCUCGGUGUAAUCAUUUCACUUUUAGUAGGACUCUAACUACUGUCUGACGGGUUAGAUGUUUGUUUAUCCCGUUUCCAUGAGUACAGAUGUAUCCCUGGAGCAUAAAAACAUGGAUUGUGAAAGCGUGAGCAUGCACAUGCACCACUCUUUUUCCCUGCAAAUAAAUUCCAAUCUAUGCCGAUACAAAAACAUGCAUGCACGAAUAGUAACCUUUCAAUGACCUUGUAAUAAUGUACAUAGCAUAUCUAUGUAAUUUGUAAGACAUCCCUGGUAUUAAGCGUUACAGAUUUACAAAUAUUUUAGUCUUCUCCUGCUCUUUGCCUCAUAUACAAUGCUAAGAAUUUUUGUUGUAGUAGAACAUAAAAGUUUCUUAAAACAUGAUCCCAAAUGUUUGACUUUUACUUACUGUAAUGCAUCCAUCUUCAGCCAGCAUCUCCAGAGACUUGAAGAACAAAACGAGCGUCCUCCUAAAUCCAGUUUGCCCCAAAGCCUCAUCAAAGGAGAUUUAUUUGUUCAAUUUUCAACAGAAUUUUGUCAAUUUGUUGAGCUGUAAAGAUCAAAUCCAGAAUCUAACUUGGAUGUUCGUAGUCGUCAGAAUCACAAUGGCAACACAGCCUCGCCGUGUUCAUUGGUGGAUCCAAAAAUGAAACCUGAAACUGCAUUAUGUAAGGAAGAUGCUGCUCUGCACAGACAAGCCGCAGAUGGUAAUCUGAUUUUAAGAGUUUACGUUUCUGAUAGUUCACUUAUAGAUAAGAUUAUACUCUCCUAUCUGCUAAAUGUGGUCUGAAAGUGUGAUAAAGAGGAGAGGGGCGAGUCCAAAUUAAACUUUUAGUGCUCCUUGUAUUAUAUUUUUGGCUUUAAGUGUUUUUUAGACUCACAUUUGGUAAGUAAAAAUAUUUCAGGGUUAUGGUAGCAUUGCUCAGUAAAUCAUAAAAAGAAGAAUUAGCCCUUCCAGACUGGAUGUUUUCAAGAAAAUGGGUGCGGCGACUCUGUUUUAGCUAUACUUAGUUCCCAAAUAAAUAUUUGGUGAUGACAUAA
Molecule: messenger RNA, 2450 nt
Organism: Oryzias melastigma (Indian medaka)
Lineage: Eukaryota; Metazoa; Chordata; Actinopteri; Beloniformes; Adrianichthyidae
Gene: grwd1
Product: glutamate-rich WD repeat containing 1
Exons: 7
Coding region: 85-1422 (445 amino acids)
Molecular function (GO): protein binding
Source: RefSeq, a predicted model, not a curated record